AUGUCUUCGCUCGCUCCUCCCCAGCCUACUAGCCCCCUGCGUGUUCGCGCACCCCAACAGCAUGGGAGGCCCGAGAAACUCCCUUGGUCGUUCGUUACCUUCUUGAAGUGGCCCGCUCGCGUCUUCAGUCCCCCCAAGGUGUCGGAGGUCAAGGGGUGGUCCAUCAUCCCCACGCUCACCGUAACGCUCGAAGACAUGCUCAAACAAAAGCACCUUCCUCCCAUUAGUCUGAAAGACUUUGAGGAGUAUCUCUUGUUUGAGGAAUUUGGCGCUGAGAACCUAUACUUCCUUCUUUGGCUUCAGGAGUAUAGUGCCAAACACCGCGCCUGGUUUUCGCGCAACGCAGUGUCAGACCCAAAGCUUGCGAUGUCCUUCACUCGUGCCAAGGCGACGUUCUUUUCCCGACAGUCUUCCCACGAGCUCAAUUUGGCUGCCGUCCAGAUCAAUAACUUCUUCGCUAAUACAAAUGGUCAGCCUCAUCCUGUGCCUGCUGCAUUUGACCCCAUCAAGGCGGAUGUGGAGACUAGUCUACGCGAAAGCUUGAAGAAGUUUUUACGAACUCGCAUUUGCAAUGCUGAUUCCAAGCGUGCAACUUGUGUCUGGAUUAGUGGUGUCGUUACUAUUCUCACCGCUGUUUCGCUUAUUCUUCUAAGUGUGUUCUCUGGUGAACGCCGCCGCAAGCGAAUUCCCAACCUCAGCUUCUUAUGGCUUGGGAUGACUAUAUUUUUAUGCUCAUGGAAUGGUCUUUGCCUUGUAAUUUAUCUCUGCGGAGGCGGUCGCCAACUCCGUCCUUUCGAGCUGGCUCGUCCAAGCAUCUCAGCCCCUUUGCAAGUCCAAAAUGGCGAACGGCGUAUUUCUAUAAAGCUUGAGGCCAAUCCUUAUGCAGCAUCGGCUCACUCGCUCGCUGAAAGUGAAGUCAAAGAUGAUUACACUGUUGAGGGUAAAGACUCCAUCCCCAUGUCGCCAACCAAGCCCUCUCCCGCAACCUUGUCUCCUCGUGAUUCUCGCCGCCCUGCUCCCUUGAAUCUUAGUGCUGUUAAAAAAGAUGACAGUAUGCCGCGCGAGCCUGCCUCUCCUCAAAAGGUUUACAUCUACGAUGCCAACACCGAGGCCUUUGAAGCUCGUGAGAUCGGUGGCCACUAUAUGUCCGAUCUCGAAAAUGGCUAUCCGUCUUCUCCCACCUCCACUCUGUUUGAAACUGCGCCUUUCAUCCCAGUUUGGGACGGAUACAACAAGCAUAACUCGGCGGCAUCGUUCAUUACUGCGGCCGAUUCGGCUACUCUGGCUGAAACUCUUCAUAGUCCCCGUGCUGAUACAGCAUCGACUUUCAGCUUUGAUUUUGACGCUCUUCCUGGCAAGCACUCCCAAACCCGCGUGGAUGCCAAGCGCAGCAAGAUGCGUGAGAUUUUCUCUCCUCUCACUAGAAUCCACUCCCCUGUGGUUUCGCGCGCCCAGUGGCACAUCGUCAUGCGCAGUGCGUCGUGGGCUAUGCUUUUUGCGUUAGCUGUUACUGGUGCUGCCCUUGCGAUCCCUGUUCAAGGCGGGAAGUAUGGUGUAAUGUUCUAA
Molecule: messenger RNA, 1566 nt
Organism: Rhizoctonia solani
Lineage: Eukaryota; Fungi; Basidiomycota; Agaricomycetes; Cantharellales; Ceratobasidiaceae
Product: regulator of G protein signaling domain protein
Exons: 5
Coding region: 1-1566 (521 amino acids)
Source: RefSeq, a predicted model, not a curated record